Penicillium cosmopolitanum is the source of this 1758-nucleotide messenger RNA. RefSeq names its product DUF4246 domain-containing protein. Bases 1 to 1758 code for a protein of 585 amino acids. The transcript is spliced from 6 exons. The record is from RefSeq and is a predicted model, not a curated record. Lineage: Eukaryota; Fungi; Ascomycota; Eurotiomycetes; Eurotiales; Aspergillaceae.
AUGGGUUCCGCAAAACAGCCAGUUUCAUUGAUGCCGGGAUUCAAUGUGCCCUUGAAUAAGCUGCCAAAGAAAAAUGUUUUCGACUCCUAUGCAGAAGGUUUUCCCUUGGCCCUGCUGCCUGAAGAGAUGGAAGCCGGAAUGUAUGCGACCACACAACGGGAAAUUGUAAUGAUGCGAUUCAUGAACACGAUCAUGGAAAAGCCCGAAUGGGAUCGAAAGAUCUUCGACACAGAAAUCACAGCGAAAUGGCGCAACGAAAUCGCCCAGAGUGGCCAGGACGUGUCACCUAAAAUGAUUGACUGGAUCGUCAAGGAGGUUGAGUGGAAGGCGAAAAUACUCAAAGAGACAGGAAUUGUCUCAGCAUUUGAUCCUGGUGUUUUCAGAUCUGAUGCAGCAGUUCCUGAAGAAGUCCGACAGGCACUAAAAGACGCCGUGAAACCUCUCGAAGACGUACCAGAGGACCAAAAGGAUUAUCAUCCAGGCUCAGACAACCAAGUCAUCAAUCUUGUGCAUCCGUCUCUCUUCCCGAUCGUGUAUGGUAGGACUCGCGUUCUGGCUGACAAUAUCAUUGACCUCGAUGAUUGUCUCCAUCAUGUAGGGGAGGGUGAGCUGAUUCCAAUUCCCCCGAAGAAAGAUCUCAGUCAUGCAAAUUACGGGUCGCUUGACCCCCACAGUUACAGCGAUUGGCCAGAACUAUAUAGUGGGAAAUUCCAAUGGCUCCCUUGUGAAGUGAAACUGCUAGAUGGUGGUGACUGUCAAAUCGUGUCAUACAUCAACAAUGCACAUCCUGUGCAGCAUAAGGCCUUGUACGAAGUUGUUGAAAAGGUCAUCUCCUGGGCAUUACCCCUUUGGGAGAACAGUUUGUCCGAACUUCCCAACCCCAGAAUCGCUUAUCGCGAGGUUGAGUAUGCUGAGCAUCCAGAACCCGAGCCAGAAGGAUUAUCAGAUGAUGAGGAUUUUGACCAGAAUGAGUUCGAUGAUGCUUAUACGAAGUGGCUAGAAACCCAACCUAUCAUUCUUCCUGAACCAGGCGAGUUCGUGCCUCCGACAGAGGCUGGCAACCUGAACAUACAACGUCAUUUUCCGGAGACGAAUUUGCAAGUUAUCGUAAAGCUGGCAAACAUUGAAUUGACUCCUGAGAAGCCAAACUAUAAUGGCGGCUCUUGGCACAUCGAGGGACAGUUGAACGAACGUAUCUGCGCUACCGCGCUCUACUACUACGACAAUGAAAACAUCAACGAAAACACUCUGGACUUUCGUAAACGUGCAACGAUUGAUGAAGAACUCUCAUACGAACAAGGCCGCCACGAAUUUUUACAGGCUGUUUUUGGAUUCGGAGACGACGUGGGUAGCUAUGGGGGCGACAACACCACCCAGCAUAUUGGAGGCGUACUAUGCAAAGAAGGACGACUCCUCACUUUCCCUAAUACUAUUCAACACCGUGUGUCCUCAUUCUCACUCACCGAUCCGUCCAAGCCGGGCCAUAGAAAGAUUCUGGCACUCUUUCUGGUGGAUCCUCACCAUCGAGUCAUUUCCUCUGCCAAUGAGUGGGCCCAAGAAAAACAAGGCCUCGUGGACCAGGUCUUAUCACGACUACCAGCAGAGCUGCAGAGUAUGGUCGAGAAGGGUCUGGAUCCUUUGAUGACUAUGGAAGAAGCCAAGAAGCUCAGGCUAGAACUUAUGGAGGAGCGUGGACGCGACUCCGCGGCAGCCAAUAUCGAAUUCGAAAGGGGAGAUUUCUCCCUUUGUGAGCAUUGA